AUGCAGCAUCCCGCGUCGUUAAGGGUUCUAUUUCAAGGGAUCGUUUUCAUAGCAAUCACUUACGGUUGUUACACUUCGGGACUAGAAUGUGGACAGCGAAAGGUGAACCAUGUGAAUCUAAUACUAGGAGGUCAAAGGGCAUCAUCCGGCAAAUGGCCAUGGCAUGUUACCAUCACGCAUCGGACGCAGAAUGAGUUUAAGAUCGUUUGCGGAGGAUCAAUCGUUGAUAAGUAUACCAUUCUCACGGCGGCACACUGUCUAUACACGAAGCACGGUGUGAUCUCGAAGGAACGGUUGGUAGUGCACGUAGGACGAUCGGAGUUAUUCGUCAUCGAGCAGCACACCAGAACUUACGUUCCGGAUAAGUUUUUGAUAUAUCCUGGCUACAGACUGACCAGCGUAGAGGACGAUAUUGCUCUGAUCAGACUGGGUAACGAGAUAGCGAUGAGUGAUUACGUUCAACCGGUGUGUGUUUGUCCAGAGGAAGACUAUACCGAACUAGUGGGCCGUAAAGGAACAGUGAUGGGUUUCGGGUUGAAAGAUAACAAUUCGAUAUCAGAUUAUUUAACGGAGGCUGAAGUAGCUGUCGUGAAUCGGUGGGAUUGUUUAGCAAGUAAUAGAAUUGUGUUCGGUAUGACACUGACGCGAAAGAUGCUGUGCGCCGGUGAACGCAAUGGAGUAGGUCCUUGCAACGGGGACAGUGGAGGUGGAUUUGUUUUUGAUACCGGCGACGGAUGGUGUGUGCGAGGAGUAGUUUCAUUUGCACCAAACGUGUAUGGUACUGCAACGUGUGACCCACAAGAGUAUGUUGCGUACACGGAUGUGGUUAAAUACAUCGAAUGGUUGCGGAAUAAUACGAAUGCAAUGUACUAUUCGAAUGUGCGGCUUUUUCGUGUCAACGCAACACAGCGGCAACCAGUUCCAGUGACGUUGCAAAUGUACUACCCGCAGGGACGUGAACUGUUGCCAAAUAGUAACUUCAUGAUUAACUGUACCGUAGACGGAUAUCCGAGACCCGAAGUGAAUUGGUUCAAGGAUGACCAGAUGCUAGUGCCUACCGAUCGCAUACAAAUUACCGACACGAACCUGCUGCUUGUGUUCGGAGCAAUACCGGCCGACAGUGGUCGGUACAAGUGCCGCGCGUGGAACGAAAAGACGGAAGCAUCACAGGAGGGAAGUAUACGCAUCGAAGGUAUGAUAACCAGUUUGAAGUAA
This is a messenger RNA of Anopheles marshallii, 1215 nucleotides long. RefSeq names its product chymotrypsin-like elastase family member 2A. Gene Ontology annotation, molecular function: serine-type endopeptidase activity. The transcript has 3 exons. NCBI's taxonomy places the organism in Eukaryota, Metazoa, Arthropoda, Insecta, Diptera, Culicidae. Gene Ontology annotation, biological process: proteolysis. The record is from RefSeq and is a predicted model, not a curated record. The coding region runs from base 1 to 1215 and encodes 404 amino acids.